This is a messenger RNA of Physcomitrium patens, 1321 nucleotides long. RefSeq lists its product as uncharacterized. The record is from RefSeq and is a predicted model, not a curated record. Gene Ontology annotation, molecular function: RNA binding. Gene Ontology annotation, biological process: formation of translation preinitiation complex. NCBI's taxonomy places the organism in Eukaryota, Viridiplantae, Streptophyta, Bryopsida, Funariales, Funariaceae.
CCAAGCUGUGGAACCCUAAGGGCUCGCAGAGUUUCCCUGGCCUUCGUUUAAUCGCAACGCAAUCUCGGUGUCGCUGGCUCUCGACAUCACUGUGUCCACUCUCACUCUAAACGAUUUUGUUGGGAGAAUUGUGUAGAGUUACAAUCCACCAUGUUCAAGAAAUUCUCUUCCGAGGAGGUGACGGGGCAGAAUCAAGUGAAGGCCUCGGUGCAGAGGAAAAUCCGGCAAAACAUCGCCGAUGAGUAUCCUGAUUUGGAGCCUCUGUUGGACGAGAUGCUACCGAAGAAAUCGCCACUCAUAGUUGCGAAGUGCCAGAACCAUAUCAACUUGGUCGUCGUAAACAAUGUCCCACUGUUCUUUAAUGUGCGGGAUGGGCCUUAUAUGCCUACCCUACGACUUUUGCACCAAUAUCCAGGAAUUAUGAAGAAAUUCCGUGUAGAUAGAGGAGCUAUCAAAUUUGUGCUGGCGGGUGCCAAUAUCAUGUGCCCGGGACUGACAUCUGCUGGUGGUAAUCUCGAUGAAGAAGUGCCUGCAGAUUCACCUGUGGCAAUCAUGGCAGAAGGCAAAGAGCAUGCUCUGGCUAUAGGAUACACCAAGAUGUCUGCAAAAGACAUUAAGAGCAUCAACAAGGGCAUUGGAGUGGACAACAUGCAUUAUCUCAAUGACGGACUAUGGAAGACGUUACAUCUUGACUGAAAUAUGAUGGAGACAACGUGUGACUUGGUAACGAGGCAUUUCUGGGUUAGCUUUUCAAGAUUGCUGGCGGUGCAUACAUGCAGUCUUGUUUUGGUUAAGAGAUGAGAACUCAAGUCUACAUGAAGACAGUACCUGUUGUAUGCUGAAGGAGGAUUCUUUGAAUUUUAGCGUUUCAUAGCAUAAGGUUGUGAAGCUGUUGUCAAUGUAUAGUCCAUCCCGUUUCACAUUUUAAAGGAUUUUGGUUCUUUGUACAAGUCUUGUGGAAGUUGAUUCAGUUUAAUGCUGCAGCAGUAGGCAUUUGCUACAAGUUCCUCCCCUUUUCAUGAUGUGUUACGGUGUAGCUUCAGUUUGUCUGCAACGCUAGAUCCCAUUAUGAGUAUUGCCUUGAAGCGGGCAGAAAGUGUAGAAUUCGUCUACAUUGGAGCAAGUCUGAAAGAACCUGGAUUCGUCUUACCAGACAGGGCUUGCAAAUUAUGGAUAUUUCAGUCAUACCCUUCGCGCAAUGAUGAGGUGUCAUGAUUGGCGAUACCAACGUCACCGACCAACCACAAGGGUAUUUAGACUCUCAUAUGAUUGACAAUAUUGGUAUCUAGCCAGUAUCUUAAGACACCAACAAUUCAAGUGA